AUGGCGCGAGAAAUUCAAAUAAAUGCGCCAACAUACAAUAAAAGAAAAGCAGCUCCGGCCCCACCGCGCUUACCGAAUAGUAGUGAAACAAGCACCAAGUGCAAUGAAAUAAACCUUGCCGUAACAGAAGCUGACCAAAAGCAUUCAGCUGAUCGACGAAAUGCUUACUUUUCGUUCGUUUCCCCCACAAACAAUGCUGAUCGCGAUAAAUCGUUCUCUCCCUCCCCCCAAACACCUUGGCAUGCACAGUCGCAAAUGUCUCUGGUAGACCAAGUUGUUCUAACGCAACAACAAAGCACUAGCUUAGCAACAAGCACAGUAACAACGGUGAGCGCAGCUCUCACAACAACUACUACAACCACGACUUCAGCAAUGACAGCGGUUUCACAACGCAGUUCACCCACACCUGCACAAACGGAAAUUUCGGCAUCAGCCCAAGCCAAGCAGCGCAGCUCAGUGCAAGUUGACCUACUUAAUCCAACAACCCGUACAUUGACUCAAACUGGUAUUGAUAGGUAUAUACAAGUCAAACGAAAAUUAAGCCCACAGCAGCAAAAAAUUGCAAACCCAUCAAAAAUUGCAAAAGCGAAAACCACUGACAUUAACCCUCUACUGGGAAAUAAGUUUGCGAUUCUGUACAAUGAAUGUGACAAAGAGCCGAAUGAAGUUUCUAAAGCCAAACCCAAACUGCCCCCAAUUUAUUUACGAGAGCAAAACUGUAGUGAGCUCGUGAAUAAAUUAACUCAGCUUUUUGGAGACAAUACGUUCCACGUAACAUCAGUUACCAAGGGCAAUAUUAAAGAGACAAAACUUCAGAUUCUAACUGAAGAAAAUUACCGGUUGGUAACCAAACACCUUAAUGAAGAUAAGAAAAACUUCUAUACGUACCAGCUCAAAUCAGCAAAGGACUGCAAGUAG
Molecule: messenger RNA, 918 nt
Organism: Rhagoletis zephyria (snowberry fruit fly)
Lineage: Eukaryota; Metazoa; Arthropoda; Insecta; Diptera; Tephritidae
Source: RefSeq, a predicted model, not a curated record